UGCCGUAGUCCCAGAGAGUAAACAGGAAGUAGAAUUCAAUGGUCAGGUGAAAAACACCGAGGACUCAGAAGGGAUUCACUCCCGCGGUAACUUGCGCUUUCCAGGGAGUCUACCCUCUGUUUCUAUUUUUGGCACUCCCGCGCGCGUGCCUACUUCAGUGAAGGUAUUUUGCCCUGAGCCCGCUCUCACCUCUUUAUACAGUGUCCCCUGAACCAUGGCCGAAUACUCCUAUGUGAAGUCCACCAAACUCGUGCUCAAGGGAACCAAGGCUAAGAGUAAGAAGAAAAAGAGCAAAGAGAAGAAGAGAAAAAGAGAAGAAGAUGAAGAAACUCAGCUUGAUAUUGUUGGAAUCUGGUGGACAGUAACAAACUUUGGUGAAAUUUCAGGAACCAUAGCAAUUGAAAUGGAUAAAGGAACCUAUAUACACGCACUUGACAAUGGACUUUUUACACUGGGAGCUCCACAUAAAGAAGUUGAUGAGGGCCCUAGUCCUCCAGAGCAGUUUACAGCUGUCAAAUUGUCUGAUUCCAGAAUUGCCCUGAAAUCUGGCUAUGGAAAAUACCUUGGUAUUAAUUCAGACGGACUUGUUGUGGGGCGUUCGGAUGCAAUUGGACCAAGAGAACAAUGGGAACCAGUCUUUCAAGAUGGGAAAAUGGCCCUAUUGGCCUCAAAUAGCUGUUUUAUUAGAUGCAACGAAGCAGGUGAUAUAGAAGCGAAAAGUAAAACAGCAGGAGAAGAAGAAAUGAUAAAGAUUAGAUCCUGUGCUGAAAGAGAAACUAAGAAAAAAGAUGAUAUUCCAGAAGAAGACAAAGGAAAUGUUAAACAGUGUGAAAUCAAUUAUGUAAAGAAAUUUCAGAGCUUCCAAGACCACAAACUUAAAAUAAGUAAAGAAGACAGUAAAAUUCUCAAAAAGGCCCGGAAGGAUGGAUUUUUACAUGAAACACUUCUGGAUAGGGUGAUGAUCUUUCUCCUCACCUUCCAGGUGAAAAUGUCUAAGAAAUAUACAAAGGCAUUAAAUGGAGAUCAAUAUGAGCUUUAUUGCUGAGUAAACUGGAAUAGAGAAAACCCUUGGACCUAAGGCCGAGAUGGGAUCCCAAGUCUUUCCGUUCAGGAAUGUAUUUAUGCACUCGGUCCCUGAACAGAUGCAAACUGCUUCCCCAGUGGGUGCAGCCAGUUUCUACCAUGAGGGGUGUAGACUGAAGGCAGCAAGAGGCUGGGCUGGGGGUAGCAGACACAAGGACUUGCAAAAGGCUCCAGUCCUUGACUACCUUCUCUCCACAUCUCGCACCGCCAGCCCUUCAUGAUGCUUCCUUCAGAGUCUUCACAGCAAUCAUGUUAACACAGUAUUUUUCACCUUUGCUGGACAAGUUCCAGUUCUGAAAGAUGUGGUUAAAGGCAGCAACUAAUUCCCCUCUACUCUUGUCCCCUGGGGCUUGCUGCAGUGAACGUACCGCUAUGGGCAAGCAGAUCCGAAUGAGAGAGCCGGAGAGGCCAGGCCACAUGUGCGCAGUGACCCUUCCAGCUCUUUACCCACUAGGUAAGCCACUCCUCUCUUAGGAAGAUGUGCAUGGAAGGAAUUAGAGGGAAAGGUGGACAUUUUCUCCCCAAAACAUCUGAUGGUACAUCCAGGUGUUGUGAAGCCAGAGGUUAUACAAUUUGGAUAGUCCUUUUUAAGGAAAAGAAUAUAAAAUUACAAGUGUGAAAAUAAGUCAAAAGUCUGGAAGAGGACUGAACAAGUGAGUGAAGAAGGUCUUAAAACUUAAGCAUUAUAUAGCUUUUACAAUAAAUCCUCCGCUCUUCAGAAGGUAGCAAUACCUAUUUUAACAUGUGCAUCCAUUAGGAUGCUCUCAGAUACAAACUCGCAAGCAAACCAACCUGAAGUAGCUUAAAUAAUAAAGAAGAGUAGCGGCUCACAUGAAUGAAG
Acinonyx jubatus (cheetah) is the source of this 1924-nucleotide messenger RNA. It is a transcript of the gene FRG1, whose product is annotated as FSHD region gene 1. Gene Ontology annotation, cellular component: striated muscle dense body; catalytic step 2 spliceosome; nucleolus. Gene Ontology annotation, molecular function: actin filament binding. Lineage: Eukaryota; Metazoa; Chordata; Mammalia; Carnivora; Felidae. The coding region runs from base 215 to 1045 and encodes 276 amino acids. The record is from RefSeq and is a predicted model, not a curated record. The transcript is spliced from 9 exons.